AUGUCGUCGCUCCCUCCGAGUUCGCCCCUACCUAUGCUCGCCAGCUCCCCAUCGCAAAAGAGGCCUCAUGUAGAUUCUGAUACUGAAGACCAGCCUUGUACUAAAGUGCGUCGAACUGGUCAGUUAACCAGUUCCCCAUUUGUGUCCCCCCUCCGGAAUGCACAAGGUACCAGUGCUCGGCGGCCUAUUGGAGGAUUCUCAACACCUCUUCGGCCAUCUAUUGUUCGCUAUGAGAACUUCUCUAGUCCAAUUCUGCCCACCCAACCAGACGUGUUUACUACGCCUGCGACUGCGGCACGGUCAAGUCCCGCAUACAGACCAUCAACCACCUUGGAAUACAGCUCUGCCACCCCCACAUCCAUAUCCACAUCCUACAAGCUUCGUCCUCUCCGAACCGUCAUUCGCCCAUUCAAACCUCCUGCCAAGUCGAAUCGACCCACAACUGCGACGGUUCAAGCACAAAGACAACGUCUCCAAUUGCUCCGAAAUGCGCUUCGGAUUCGGGGAUUGGCAGACCCUACUCGGCCUGUUGGAUCUGCACCAGUCAAGCAGGCUUCCAACGACGAGGAGCUCGAGGCCUUGGCCUUGCAGUGGCGUUCCGCAGCGCAAGAAGCAGCGCAAGACCUGUGGGCGCUUGUCCGUGACAACAUGAGUAGUAACGACUCUUGGGACUUGGGCUCGGGGGGAAGUGCCAAGCCCGAUGGGUGGGGAUGGUGCGACAAGGCACAACAUGCUUCAGCUCACGCAGAUUAUGAAAAUACGGAGGAACAAGGUUUAGACGACGUUGGGAGCCCAGCUAUGUUUACACCUCCCCCAGCAGAUAAAGUACAUCAUUCGCUACUCAAGAACUUGAACAGACCUGUUGUGCCACGCAAGACUCUAUUGCCGCCUUAUGAAGUUGUCUCCGAUGGUGUAAUCUUUGCUGAGAACGAGGAUUCCACAGAAAACAUUCCCCAAGACAAACCGAAAUAUCAUACACUGGGGACCCUGCUCACGUCACUUGGAAUUCCGCACGAAGUCUUAGGGUGGCAGGAGGACGAAGGAGAAUUUAUGAAUUAA
This is a messenger RNA of Rhizoctonia solani, 1059 nucleotides long. RefSeq lists its product as uncharacterized. Lineage: Eukaryota; Fungi; Basidiomycota; Agaricomycetes; Cantharellales; Ceratobasidiaceae. The transcript has a single exon. The coding region runs from base 1 to 1059 and encodes 352 amino acids. The record is from RefSeq and is a predicted model, not a curated record.